AUCAGGGCGGCUAGCAACGGGUGUGCAAGCCGCUGGAGGUCAUUCUCAAGGACAAAUACAGGGAUGGGCAGGAUGUUUACCUUUAAUUAACAUAUGGCGUCACCAGGAUAUUCCAGUCGCCUUGUAAAAAGAGCCCCGUCAGCCACUCCUCUGUCAGUCCUUCCUCAGCACCAGACGAGAGAGCUACAUUUUUUCCUCCUCUGAAGUGAUUUGUCUUCGUCUUCGUCCACGACCCCAAGGAACAAGAUGGGUCUCAGGGUCAUCAGUGUAGGACUCUUCAUUACUACAGUGUUGUUAGGCAUGAAGGCAACCGCUCUCGGGAUGCCUGGAGGACUGUCAGAGGAGAAGCCGAUGACUCCCGAGGUGCAGGAGCUCAUCAAUGAAGUCAGGCCCGAUGUGGAGGAGCACCUGGGUCGCCCCGUGUCUCGCUUCGAGGGGUUGAACUACAAGACCCAGGUGGUGUCAGGCCUCAACUACUUCGUCAAGGUUGACAUCGGUGACAACGAGGUGGUGCACAUCAGGGUGUACCAUACCUUCGACGGCACCAACACCCUGAAUGGCGUUCAACACUUCACCGACAAAUUGGACCGACCCAUCUCCUAUUUCUGAGGCACCCAUCCACCCAUGAUAUAGUAACUAAGAAAGCAGAGUCCCCUCGGUGGUUAACUAUACUAUAUGCACCCACCCACCGCCAUCACAAUACUAUCCUCGCUCACUCGCAUACAUACCUUUCGUUUUUAAAAGAUUGAUUAUAGUCUAUCGACUCUAUAACUUGAGCACUGUGGCUUGGCCCGGGGAACCCCCCAUUGUUUACACAACUAGCGAUGACCUGCGCAUGGCGAUCUGUCUCACUGUUAGUCUACGUUAUCUAUUUAUGCAGUAUAUAUAUAAAUUCAUAAUACAAUUACAUGGUGUUAUGAAUGGCUUGGGAUUUGAGGGAAAGAGAACGACUCGGGAAACCCUCCAUUUCACUUGUCAACGUGGCUCAUGCGACCUUGCCGCCUGAAGGACCUUGGCAACAGGCGCCAAGCCGCACUGUUAAUUCACCCUUCCUCCACCAUGGGAAACUCACGUCCUGCACAGCCAAGCAAAAGAGAUCAUAUAUAACACUAAUAAGAGAGAGAGAGAGAGGUAGCGAGCCCCUCUGAUCUCGAGUAGAGUGAUGGAGCCAUGUGGCGCAGAAGCUCGGUCUCCCUGAGCAACGCCUAAAGGCUGAAGUUAGAGUCGAUGGAGUAUAAUUAUAUCGUUCAUGAUUUUACUGUUACAAAAGAUAUAUAGACCCACAAUUAAUGAAGGAGAAUUGAAGUGCUUAAAUGUAUGAUUGAUUGAUGUUUUUAAUAUUGCAAGGAAAUAUUGAUUAGUUUAUUCAUGAUUUUAGUGUUGCAAGAGAGAUAUGCCCACAACUAUGUAAGGAGAAUUGAAGUGCUUAAAUGUAUGGUUGAUCCCUAUUUUAAAUGUUGCAAGGAGAUAUUAAAGCAAAUUAUAGAGAAAGGAUCGUGGUGCUUGAUUUGUCAUUUCAGACGUUAAACAUAAAACAAAGGUUUAGAGUGAAAAUGUUUAUAAGCAGAAUUUAACUUUCAAGUAAACUCGAUUACUCAUUCAACUAUAUUAUAUAGUAUUAUACAUAAUCUCUGGUGGAGGGUAUUUUUACAUGAUUACUAAAUAAAGCUUAGCAAAUCUCA
This is a messenger RNA of Eriocheir sinensis (Chinese mitten crab), 1682 nucleotides long. Its product is annotated as cystatin-A-like. Gene Ontology annotation, cellular component: cytosol. Gene Ontology annotation, molecular function: cysteine-type endopeptidase inhibitor activity. NCBI's taxonomy places the organism in Eukaryota, Metazoa, Arthropoda, Malacostraca, Decapoda, Varunidae. The transcript is spliced from 4 exons. The record is from RefSeq and is a predicted model, not a curated record. Bases 247 to 609 code for a protein of 120 amino acids.